UUGCAGGAUCGUGAAGCCGCUUUAGCUGGUAAAUUGACUGGCAAACAGCUUUUCUUGAGGGAUGCCACUCUCAGUCUGUCUGAUGUUGCGUUGAUUGAACAGAGUGUUGAGAUCGACGAAUCUCUUUUUGACGAGGCGAGCUCUUUCUGUAACCUUCAAAAUGUCGGGUAUCAUGCAGUCAGUUCAAUUUCACUAUGUAUACUGAAAUGGUCGGACACAAAUAACACCCAUCCACAUCCACCAUACGCAUGUACCAUCAAUGCCUUCUUUGCUGCAGGUAUUUCGAAGUCUACAUUCAAACACUCUGCGAACGAGCGGCCUUUUUUUGAGGUAAAAUCAAAAUUCGAUUCGGAGUGGCGGAGGUUUUCUUUGACUCCCAGCAACCCCGAAGUACACUCGUAUGAUAGUUUUCGUGGACUUGUGGAAAAGUUACAUCAUUUGGAGAGUGUGCCAUUCACUCUUUGCUACAAUGCAGCAUGUGGUGAUCUUCUGCCAAUCACGAACGACGAGGCAAGUUUACAAUGUGCUUGUACCGAUUACCUUUCGAAACUUCCACGAUACUACAGUGGUAUGUUAUCGACGUGAGU
Molecule: messenger RNA, 587 nt
Organism: Cylicostephanus goldi
Lineage: Eukaryota; Metazoa; Nematoda; Chromadorea; Rhabditida; Strongylidae
Source: the annotation of a GenBank genome assembly